UGACAAUAAAAUAAAUUAUUUUGUCAUGAAGCUAAUUGUGUGUUAUAUUAUUUGAAAUAAUAACUGUUCAGAAAAUACAUCUGGAUAUUCAUAGUGUUUAGACAAUAGAUCAAUCACAGAUAUUUGAUAUAUGAGUACAUUUAUAUAGUUAUAUCUAUAAUGGUGAAGAAAAAGUAGACUAAAUUGUUACCGUGGACUGAAAAUUCGCCUAAAUUAAAUCACGUGAUUACAUACUUUAUCUAAUCUAACAAACCUUACCUUAUCUAACAGACAUAAAGUACAAUACACAAAAAAACCGGUAGGUAUACGGUAUACAACACAUUCUUAAUAGUAAAUUGUUCAGGUGUUCAGUGAUCAAAUAUUUUUACAUGUCUAUUAUUUCUUAAUAUUAUGGCUGAAAAAAAGACUAAUACAAUUUUUGACAGAGAAUCUGUAAGUAGAUACUUAUUUGAUCUCUAAGUUUCCAUUAAAACUAGCUACCUAGUGAUUAUAUUUGUGUGAUUUAUAUAGGUUGGUCUAGUUGACGAUUCAGAACUAGUUGAUAACUACAACAAACAGUAUGAACAAGUAAAAAGGAAGGCCAAAGCAAAAUUAAAUCCUAUUGAUUCCAUAGCUGAGCUAAAUUUAAAUAAUGAGGUUAUUGUACUUAUUUUAAAUAAUAAAUAAACAUAGGUAUUAUAAUUUGUUUUUUUAAAUAUAACAGUAUACAGGGUAAUUUUUUUUAUCAUUGAAUACUAAUUAUUUAGCCAAGUAUUGAUUUUUCAAAAAAAAAAAUUUUUGUUUAACUAUUUGUGUUAUAUCUACAAGUGGGUUUUUUGUUUAAUUACAUAUAUAUAUGUUUAAAAAUAUACAUCAGGUAGAUUGCAAAAUUAUGGAAGAUAACUUACCGAAAAUUCUAAUCACAUUUUUGACAAUUUGGUAGUUACUGCAUUUACUACUUUGUAGGCAGUAUAAGUAGUUUAUAAUGUUAUAUCAGUACAUGUAUUUUUACAUAGCUUAUGAAUUAUACACAUUUUUAAUGUCUUGAUUUCUUAAAUAAUUCAAAAUAUUAAUUAAAUUUAAAAAAAAAUCCAUGUUGCAUCCUAUAUGAAAUUUUCAUAUUCUACAUUUUCUGAUAUUAAAAAAUAAAAAUUUCACAUAGGUUAUUGUAAUUGUAAUUUUAUAGAAAAAACAAUUUUAAUUAAGUAUAUUAGUAAGUAAAUAAGGAAGUAUGUUAAAUGUUUUAUUUCUCCUAAAAAAUAUAUAAGACUGGUAUUAAAGAAUACUCAAUUUGAUGAAAAAAUUACUUACAUCAUAGUUGGUAUACAUAAAUUAUUUUUAAAUUAUGUUCGCAAUGAUAUCAUCUAUACUAUUCAACCAUUACAUUUUAAUAUGUUAUUAUGCCAAUGUUCAACAUAAAUUUAACCUUUAGGUGCAUGGAGGCAUUUACAUUGUCCCUGUUUUCAACCAAAUUUGGCCAAUAUAUGUAUGAUUGUUUGUGUAUUCAAAAAAGUAACAUUAAUAUUAUAUCCAUUUUAAGUAAAACGAACACAAAAAUGAUUAACCAGAAUUUUUAUUAGGUAGAUAAAUAGAAGUCAAAACAUUGGAUAUUGUCAACCUUGAAACUAAACACAGACUUACCCAAAUAUUAAAUAUAUGUGAUUUUAUGUCUAAAUAAAUAAUUAGAGAAUUAAUAAGCCCCAAGGACGUAUUGACCGAUUGAACACUGAUUUUUUUGAAAAUGUGGUGUAAAUGUCGCCCACCUGCCCAAAGGUUAAUUAAUUUAAAUUAUAGUUAACAUAAUAUUUAAUUAUUUUAUGUAAACAUUUUUAUUUUAGGGAACCAAAGAAACUCCUGUUAAAAAUAAAUCAAAAAAAAAAGUAAGUGCAACAAAAUAUUAAAUUUACUUUACAUAAAAUCCAUUUUUAUUGAAUGUUAUAUUAUAUAAUCAUUUUAAAUGACUAAACAUGUCCUUGUUAAUUUGAAAAAUAAAAGGUGUAUCCAUUAAGUGUACUAUUUAUACAUACCAUUAAUAAUUGUACAUAUAUAAACAUAGAGUAUCAUGUAUCUUGUAUCUAGAUAUACUGAAUGCAUGUAUCAUGAUACUCUUUUUUGAGUAUCUAUUCCAAUUCUGACCAUUAUAUUCAUUUUAUAAAUUUACACUUUUUUAGACUUAUACUGAUCCAAUUUAUCAAGAGCCAUCAAAUGUUUAUGAGGUAUCUAUUAUCUAUUUAAUUUUUAUAUGAUCUUAUUAGUUUUAAUUAAAUUUUAAAUUAAUUGUAUGUAAAAUAAUUUAUAAAAUCUUCAAAACUUGUAUAAAUUAAAAUUUGAACUUUUGUUCAGGAUGCACAAGAUAUUUUUCCACCACCACCACCACCACCUCCAGAUAGCAUAAAAAACUUACCUAAAACUGAGAAGGAAGCACUUACAUCAAUGCUUAUGUCAUAUUACAUGAGUGGAUUUCAUACUGGUUUGUUUUCACAAUAUUCUAAAACCUCAUUUAUCUACACCGUUUCACCUAUCACAUGACAGAUAACUGUGUUUAAAACCAAUGGUCAGAGUAGUGUACUAUUUGUAUAAAUACUACCAUUUUUUUUUUUUUAAAUUCUGACUGAAGUGAGUGAUUUAAUGGAUUUACUAUAAUAUGUAUUUUUUUUCUGUCUUAUAAACAACUUUUCUCCUAGAUCUCUUACUCCAAUCAAAACAUGACAAGAGACCUUUUUUGUUUUAAUUUAUACUUUUUAAAGGUAAUUUUUAGUCUUAUUAAUACUUGAGAUAAUGAGGAAAAACUGAUUCUUUAGGUUUACAAAUAUUAAAAAUAAGUUUGUUAUUAACAACAAUUUUUAUUUAUUUGUUGUUAUUAUUUUAAUCUUUUAAUCUUUUUAAACAAUCAUUGUUAACAUGCACAUUGUUAAAAAAAUAAUACUAUUGCCCGAAUUCUGCUCUCAGAAUUGUUUUUCAAUGAUUGAUCCUUACACAUACAUGUAUAAAUUAAAUUUUCCUCUGUAUCCUACCUUCCCAACUUCUCAUUUAUAUCAGUGGCUGAGUUGUACCACAAACUAUGUGUGGCUCUUUUUUUAUUAAUUAACAUUAAAAAAUUAAACACCAAUCUACAACACAAACAUAACCUAGAUCAAAUAUAAAUGAAGUAGAACUAUAGUUGUUAUUAUAAAAUGGAAAAAGAACACAUUUUUUAAUCUGUACUAUGAUUAUAAGCGCUAAAACUACUCAUAGAAUGUAACUCAAGGGAGUCUUUAUUACCAUUUAUCAAAUCAUAUCGGCAACUUUUCUUCUUAAUUCACAUAGAUAUCUCCAAAUGUGUAGGCUGUAGGUGAUAUUAGUUACGGACAAUAGAUAAACAUAAUUUAUUGCAAAUUAAUUGUAUGAAUUUAGAUUGUACAUAUUCUACCUAAUUAAUAUAAAGAGAAUAAUAAGUUAACCAAACUAUAGAGCCAAAUUCUAAAUGAGACCUGACAAGUGAGAAAUAUAAUGUUUUCAAAGAGUUUAUCUUUUUAAAAUCUUUAGUGUUCCUGUAAAUAGAACCAAACAUUUUGAAAGCUUUAUUAGUAAACAAUUUUAUGUGUAAUGUGAAAGACAUAUUGCAUUCAAGUAAAAUUCCUAAAUCCUUGAUAGAAUUGACUCGAUAUCAAAGUCUGAUCAACUGAACAAUUGUCUUCUUCUUCUUCUUUCUUAGUUUCGGUCAUUCAAGACCAUACCUCUAGAUAAACAUACUGCCACCUAUCCCUAUCCUCUGCUACUUCCUGCCAAUGUCACUCCAGCUCCACUGUUUCAGUGUCUCUCCUAACGCAAUCCUCCCAUCUUAGACGCGGUCUUCCAAGAGGUCUCCUCCCUACUGGGUUUUCCUCUAUUACUCUUCUUAUUAAUGAGUCAUGUUUCCUCCAGGCAUGUCCACUGAACAAUUGUAAAGUAUAAAAUUAUGAAGCAAUUUAAAGUGAUGAAACUACAUUUAUUUAUAUGGCUAAAACAAAAUGGUAAUAUAGCAAUUUAUUCAAUUUUGAUUUUGUUAAUUUGUUCUAACCAUAUAUUUAGCCAUGAUUCAACUUAGUAAAAAUAAUGGUAAAGAUUUAAAGUUCAUUAAGUCAUCAAAUUGAUCUGUCAUUAUUUGAAUGGAGCAAUAUUUCUGAUAGAAAACAUUGUGUUAACAUAAUAAAAUAUUAAAUAUUUGAGGCUUUACCUAUAAUUUUCUUUUGGGUUUUUCCCAAUUAUUUUGAAAGACCCUUGAAAAUCCAAAAAUGACCUCCUUAAUGAAUUAACUAAAGAACAUUAUCUUUCAGAAAAGGUGUUUUAGUCUAUACGUUGGAGCAAGUUUUCUGUUAGAAAAGUUGUUCCCAAAUACAAAAAAUAAUACAAAACACAUAUCAUGGUAAAACCUAAUAGAUCUCUCGUUAUACUUCAAAUCUAAAAUGACAAAAUAUGUUCAACAGAACUUUACAAAGAAUCGUUUUUUGUUUAUAGUGAUUUAUAGUUGCAUACAUAUAUAAAUUAAAUUAUUCUUUAUAUUCAAUCUUCCCAACUUGCUUAAUUUAUAAUGACCAUAAUAUUUAACUAAGGAAUAUUUCAGGAUAUUAUCUUGGAAUGAAACAAAAUAAUUCAAAUGAAUGAAAGAAUUGAUGACAUGUAACAAAGGAAUGGCUUUAUAAUUUAUGAAAUGUAAGAAACUACUGAUGUUGUGUUUUUACUUAAUAAUUCUUACAUGUCAAAAUGGUAUUAUAUAUUAUUAUAUUAUGGUGUUAAUUCAUACAUUAAGCACCUUUUAUAAAUAGUUUUAUGUUUAAAAAUAAAAAAACUUUC
This is a messenger RNA of Cinara cedri, 4791 nucleotides long. Lineage: Eukaryota; Metazoa; Arthropoda; Insecta; Hemiptera; Aphididae. The record is from the annotation of a GenBank genome assembly.